Molecule: messenger RNA, 1107 nt
Organism: Amphimedon queenslandica
Lineage: Eukaryota; Metazoa; Porifera; Demospongiae; Haplosclerida; Niphatidae
Product: protein SET
Exons: 6
Coding region: 47-904 (285 amino acids)
Biological process (GO): nucleosome assembly
Cellular component (GO): nucleus
Source: RefSeq, a predicted model, not a curated record
GGCCACGCCCAAUCUCGUGACAAACACUUUGGCGCGUGGAGAAGAAAUGGCGGCUGAACAGGCAGCCAAAAGGCCUACAAUUACCACAAAAAUGGCCAAAAUAGGAGACGAGGAAGACAGCAGGGGCUCUAGCACGAAUCACAAGGACGGAGACGAGAACGCUCAACUCGCCCUUGAAAAGAUAGUAGGAAUCCAGCACGAGAUAGACAGUCUUAACGAGCAGGCCUCAGAAGAAAUAUUGCACGUGGAACAGAAAUAUAACCAACUACGUAAACCACACUACCAGAAGAGAGCAAAACUAGCCCAAGAGAUACCAGAGUUCUGGUUCACGACCUUAACGAAUCAUCCUGCCAUCUCUCAGUUACUAAACGAGGAGGACGAGCAGGCUUUAAUAUAUCUUGAAAAUCUCACAGUAGAUGAAUUUGAAGACGUGAAAUCCGGAUACAAGAUUAGCAUGCAUUUUAGACCCAAUCCGUACUUUGAAAAUGCUGUCUUGUUGAAGGAGCUUACUUUAGAUGUCUCGGGUGAUAGUACGAUAACAGGGACGGACAUUAAAUGGAAGCCAAACAGAGAUUUAACGAAGCAAUCAGACGUAGAGUUCAAAGGCAGAAAGAGGCCACUAGAGGAGGUCCCCAGCUUCUUCUGCUGGUUUAAUGACACCAACGGGAACGAGUCCGAUGAAAUAGCCGAGACUAUUAAGGAUGAAAUUUGGCCGAAUCCAUUGCAAUUUUUCUUGCAUGGUGAGGUUAGUGUUGAUGAAGGGGAAGAGGAAGAGGAUGAUGAAGAUGAAGAGGCUGAAGGUGACAUUGAAGGAGAAGAAGAUGAUGAAGAUCCUGACCCCGAUGAACUGGUUGAUUUAGAAGAAGAUGAAGACGAUGAUGAUGAAGGUCCUGACGAUCUCUAGCUAAAUCUUUUUAAAUUUUUUUCCUGACAUUUUCGUUGGCAUUUCAUAUGUACUCUCCAUCUCUCUCUUAUCUCUUCUUUUUACUUUCUCUAUUUAGACAAAACACAUUCACAAACGUGUAUACAACAUACACACAAACAUAAUAAUUAUUAUGUCCCCAUACAUACAGUGCCUUCCUUUUCCUUAUGAUAUCUCUUCUAUGC